Messenger RNA from Toxorhynchites rutilus septentrionalis, 1800 nucleotides. RefSeq names its product transcription factor grauzone-like. Gene Ontology annotation, cellular component: nucleus. The record is from RefSeq and is a predicted model, not a curated record. Lineage: Eukaryota; Metazoa; Arthropoda; Insecta; Diptera; Culicidae. Gene Ontology annotation, molecular function: DNA-binding transcription factor activity; zinc ion binding. The transcript is spliced from 2 exons. The coding region runs from base 94 to 1572 and encodes 492 amino acids.
GUCGAAAAACAGUCCAAAGCAUUUUUUUUUUCUUUUAACUGUUUAACUAUUUCAACAAAUUCGGUUGUACAGCGAACCAACGAAAAUCUAGGAAUGGAUGACCAGAUAAAGGAAAUAUGCCGCCUAUGUUUAGAUCCCAGCGAAAAGUCUGGCUGUAAUUCAAUCAAAGAUUUGACAAUGCGAUCCAAGCUGCAAACUGUUUUCAAAUUCGAGCUUCCCGAAAAACAAUCCUUCCCUUGUGAGAUUUGCCAAGUGUGUUCGUCCAAAGUGGAUGAAUUUCACUCCUUUCAUGAAACAGUUCGACUAAAUCAGGAUCAGUUGAAAGCUACACCCGUCAAUGUGAGCGUUCCACAAUACGUGGAUAUAAAACAGGAACUAUCUCCAUGCGCGGCUAGCCAGAAUGAUGAGUCUCUAGCAUCUAAUGCUUCCGAUUCUAAUGAGGAGAAUGAUAUGAUCGUAGAGGUGGGUAUGUUGCCCACGCAAGAGGAUCUCAAAGACGAGCUGUCCGAGUCUGAGGAAGAUGAAGAUAGAAGACCUCUUCGAAGAAAACGCAAACAGAGAGCUGCUAAGCUGAAAACAUUUGCGAAGAUGAAACAAGCGCGAAAAAAUGAUCUCCACAAGGACAAAAACGAAAAAGUGUCAGAAGAUAACAAGAAAAUUCAAGAAUUCUUCACCAUUAGUUGUGAAUUUUGCUCUGAAGAGUUUGAUUCGUUCGAUAGACUACAAAAGCACACCCGCAAAUCACACAAUUCCCGUGGAAGCCUUACAUGUUGCAAUCGUGUUUUCUACAAGAAGUGCAAAAUAAUCGAACAUAUCGAUUCCCAUUUGAAUCCGAAUCAGUUCCACUGUGGUUUGUGUAACAAAAGCUACAGCAAUAAGUAUUAUCUAGAUUUGCACAAUCUAAGAAAACAUUGUAUCAACGAGGAAAAACCAUACAAGUGCGAGAAGUGUGGUCAAGGAUUUCCGAAAGAAUGGUUACUGAAAGCCCAUUUCAAUACCCACAUUCAGGCGGAAUGUACGAUUUGUCACAAGGUUCUGGCGAGUGCGUCCACUUUGAAAAUUCACAUGGUAAACAUGCACAGCGGUGAUUCGAAGCACAUCUGCGACACGUGUGGGCAGGAGUUCCGCACAAAGUUGGGCAUGGAACGGCACAUAAAACAGCACAUGGGCAUCAAUCCGAUCGAACGAAUUCAGUGCCACAUCUGCAGCAAAUGGGUCAACGGGAAGCCAAAUCUGAAGAUUCACGUGAAGACGGUACAUAGCGAGGAAAACCAGACGGUCACUUGCGAUGUGUGCAACCAAAUAUACCCGAACAUCCGCGCUCUCAGUAGCCACAAACGCCGUGUGCAUGUGGAGGAAAAGUUCGAGUGUGAAUUUUGCGGGAAGAAAUUCAAGAGGAGUAUCUAUUUGAAGGAGCAUCGUGCUUCUCACACGGGGCAAUCUCUCUACUCCUGUGAUGUGUGCGGAAUGACGACCAAUUCCAACGCGAACCUCUAUUCACACAAAAAGAGCAAACAUCCGGAGGAAUGGCUGGAGGCACGCAAAAAGGCCAUGGCGAACGCUUAUGGCUAGUUCUCAUUCUUUUUUCUAAUGGAAAUAGGGUCAUUUGAAUGCACUCAUGAAAAAAAAAACAAGGAGAAAAAGAUACGACACGCCUUGUCGCUUGGUAUUUUUCGUUUCAAACUAUUACUAACUUCAAAAGACGCCAAUUGUCAUCAGUUUAUAGUAACACAUUUAGGCUUAUUUAUAUGUUGUACAGAACCACCAAUUACUUUAAUAAACAUUAAAAUAACAAAAUAA